AUGAUGAUGCAGGAUGGAACGACGCCGCUGAUGAUUGCUGCUCUGAGCGGCCAUGACACCGUCGUCAAGACGCUCCUCGCCGCCAACGCCGCUGUGGAUCAAGCGAUGAACGAUGGAACGACGCCGCUGCACAUUGCUGCUCAGCAUGGGCACGAUGCCAUCGUCAAGAUGCUCCUCGCCGCCAACGCUGCUGUAAACCAAGCUAAAAACGGUGGAGUGACGCCACUGUUGACGGCUGCUCACAACGGCCAUGACACUGUCAUCAAGACGCUCCUCGCCGCCAACGCCGCUGUGGAUCAAGCUAUGAACGAUGGAACGACGCCGCUGAUGAUUGCUGCUCUGAGCGGCCAUGACACCGUCGUCAAGACGCUCCUCGGCGCCAACGCUGCUGUCAAUCAAGCUAUGAACAAUGGAGGGACAUCAUUGUUUAUUGCUGCUCUCAAUGGCCAUGACACUGUCGUCAAGACCCUCCUCGCCGCCAAUGCUGCCGUAGAUCAAGCUUUGAACAGCGGAGCGACGCCGCUGAUGGUUGCUGCUCAGAACGACCAUGACACUGUCGUCAAGACGCUCCUCGCCGCCAACGCUGCUGUCAAUCAAGCUAUGAACGAUGGAGCGACGCCGCUGAUGAUUGCUGCUCUAAACGGCCAUGACACCGUCGUCAAGACGCUCCUCGGCGCCAACGCUGCUGUGGAUCAAGCUAGAAACGAUGGAGCGACGUCGCUGCUCCUAGCUGCGUAUCAAGGACAUGACGUCAUUGUCAAGACGCUCCUUUGCGCCGACGCAGCUGUGGAUCAAACAGCAAAGGACGGGGACACGCCACUUUGUGCGGCGUCGCGCUUUGGCUAUGCCACAGCGGUGCAAAUUCUCCUGGACGCCGGGGCCGAUGUCGACAAGCGCGACGGGACGACCUCUCUCUUGGCGGCGGCUCUGCGUGGGCAUGAAGUGGUUUGCCGCGUGCUGCUCCGUGCCAACGCAAAUGUUCACGCGGCGGACAGCAGUGGCCAAACCGCACGCAUUGCUGCAGAGCGCGGUGGGCACGAGUCGGUCGUGCGACUCUUGCUCGAUGCUGGCGCCAGCCUCGAGGAUGAUGAGCAAUAG
Molecule: messenger RNA, 1098 nt
Organism: Saprolegnia diclina VS20
Lineage: Eukaryota; Oomycota; Saprolegniomycetes; Saprolegniales; Saprolegniaceae
Exons: 11
Coding region: 1-1098 (365 amino acids)
Biological process (GO): innate immune response
Cellular component (GO): cytoplasm
Molecular function (GO): protein binding
Source: RefSeq, a predicted model, not a curated record